Phascolarctos cinereus (koala) is the source of this 4147-nucleotide messenger RNA. The record is from RefSeq and is a predicted model, not a curated record. Lineage: Eukaryota; Metazoa; Chordata; Mammalia; Diprotodontia; Phascolarctidae.
UCUGAGGCAGCAGGAGCCCACUCAGGGCACAGAGAGCCGGAGCAGCCCAGCAGCUCCGGGACAACUAGAGCAGCCCAGCGGCUCCCCAGAACGUUCCAAGGGAAACUUGCGUCCCGGCGCGCGUGCUGCUCCCACACGAAAGCAGCCCAGGCUCCGGGCAGAUCCCACAACCCUGGGCAUUCGUGGGAGCUAGUCCGGCUCAGCCGCUCCCAGCAGCCGCCUCCGCCUCCUCCAUCUCCGCUGUGUCUCCCCAAAAAAGGACAAGAAAAGAAAGGCUCGGCAGGCGUGAUGGCUCUGAGUUUCAGGAUCCAACUGCAGGUCCUGCUGCUUCUGGCCGGCCCGGGAGUGGGAGCCCCGCCCAAGGCAGGAGGGCGAAGGCGACAAGCGGAGGUGUUUUUGGAGAAGUAUGGGUACCUUCGUGAGCACGCCCCAGAAGCUUCCAGCUCCCCACAGCUCACCGAUGCCAUAAGGGAGUUCCAGUGGGUGUCCCACCUACCAGUCAGUGGGCUGCUGGAUACUGCCACGAUGCACCAAAUGACUCUGCCGCGGUGUGGGGUGGAUGACACAGAGAGCCAUUCAGCCUGGGAGGAGAGGCUCGGUUCGCUAUUUGCUGGACGCAGAGCCAAGAUGAGGCUCAAGAAACGCUUUGUGCAGCAAAGAGGCAAAUGGUACAAGCGCCAUCUUUCCUACCGCCUGGUGAACUGGCCCGAGUACCUGCCAGAGCCAGCAGUGCGGCGGGCCGUGCACGCGGCCUUCCAGGUGUGGAGCAACGUGUCCUCCCUGGAGUUCUGGGAAGCACCCACGUCAGUUCCUGCUGACAUCCGCCUCACCUUCUUCCAGGGUGAUCACAAUGAUGGGCUGAGCAACGCUUUUGAUGGGCCAGGAGGCGCCCUGGCCCAUGCCUUCCUCCCUCGUCGUGGGGAGGCACACUUCGAUCAGGAUGAGCGUUGGUCCUUCAAAAGUCGAAGGGGUCGGAACCUAUUCGUAGUGCUGGCCCAUGAGAUUGGCCACACACUGGGGUUGGGCCACUCCCCUGCUCCUCGGGCUCUCAUGGCGCCCUAUUACAAGAGGCUGGGACGGGACUCUGUGCUGAACUGGGAUGAUGUCCUGGCCAUCCAAAACCUGUAUGGACAGCCCCUGGGGGGCUCGGUGACUGAGCAGCUACCUGGGAAGCUCUUCACCAAUUUUGAGGACUGGGACCCCCCCAGGACCUGGGACAGGACCUCUGGAGUGAGAGGACCCUAUUACUGCCACUCUUUUUUUGACACCAUCACAGCAGACAAGGACCAUCGAGUCUACAUCUUUAAAGGAAGCAAUUUCUGGGAGGUAGGGGCUGAUGGCAAUGCUUCGAAACCGCAACUGCUGCAGGAGAAAUGGCCCGGUCUGCCCCCCAACAUUGAGGCAGCUGUUGUGUCCCAGGAUGAUGGAGACUUCUACUUCUUCAAAGAGGUGCUGAUGUUUGAGACAGAGGACCUGGUGCGUAGGAAGAAUGAAAAGCAUGUGGUUUUGUGCCUGCUGGAGCUGGGACGGCGCGCCUGGAGGUUUGGGGUAGCAGCUCCCACCCUGGUGCAUCUGGAGGAGGAGAUCGAGGAGGAACUGCGGCAAGAGCUGGCCCUGCCCCCACCUGACCCUCCUCCACCAGCUCCUCCUGCUCGGCAAGCCUGCCAUUUCAAAAACUUAGACCAAAUGGUGCAGAACCUGGUGAGUCACUGUACCUGCCCCGUGCAAUUCUCCAUGAUCAAAGUGUCUGAAGGAAAAUACCAAGUUGGGGAUUCCAACACACUCAUCUUUGUCAGGAUCUUGCGAAAUCAUGUGAUGGUCCGAGUAGGGGGUGGCUGGGACACACUAGGCCACUACCUGGAUAAACACGACCCCUGCCGAUGUACCUCUCUUUCUCACAAGAUGGGCAGCCCCCAGAAGCCACAGAUUCCCCCAGUACAGCAUGAGGUGAGAGUACAAGGGGGUUCUACACAGCUUCAGCCCAUUCUGACCAUCAGCCGUUCCCAGAGUCCUCUGCCCCCGGUGGAUUGGAAGACAUACACACCCUCAGGCCAUAAGCCGCGACCUCCCACCUCCUGCUCCCCAAGACCUCCCAAUAGGUGGGGGGCAGGUGAGGGGUCUCCAGGAGAGACAGCUGCACCUCAGAGGAGCCGGGAAAGAUCAGUCACUCCAUCCCAUUGGCUGUCACCAGCUGGAGAUAUAUCCCCAAAAUCCCAGUCCUCACUCACACGAACUGGCCGGGAUUUGCAGCAGGUUCCUUUAGGACAAUGGAAAGGCAGAUGCUCACCUGAGGCUCCCAGGGGAAGGACCCCUACCCACUGGAGCCCUGGAGAGAUGGGUGCCCGAGAAAGCUUUGUCACUGAUCCUACUCUUCAAAAGGUUUCAGCCCCUGAGGUGGCUCCUAAAGAAUCACUGGGAAGAGUUCUCUCUACCCUACCUGGUUCCUCCAAUCUAUCCAAGCCCUUUACCCUCAAACAAUCCCUUCUGGGUAUUGGAAAGCCUUCCCAGGAUCAGGCACAAAGAGUCAUUGCCUCCCAACUGAAGGACCCUGGAGUUGUCCGAUCUUCUUCCCCCAUUAAAGGGGUCAACAAGAUCCCCAUCUGUUCAGCUUCCAGCCACCCACUAACACUGGGGAGAAGUCCCUCAGAAUCUGGAAAUGGUAUCCCAGCUCCCACAACAGAAACAGGGGGAGACCCCACAUCCAUAAGGGUUGGGGCUGGAGGAAGAAACACUCCUCAGCCUAGAAAUGGAAGUCAGUCCCUGGAGGUGAGGUCAAGAGGCCAGGAUCAGACACUGGGCACUGUGACAGAGGCUGGAAGAGACCAUCCACCCAGGUACCAGCAUGGAAGACAGACAUUCACCACUCUACUCAUUGACAAGGCCAAGGAACAGGCACUCUACCAGAGCCCGGAAGAUGAGAUCUUGACCAAUACCAAGGUGCUAGAGGCCAGAGGAGACCGCCCAGGAGUGAUUCCUGGCCCCACAGAGCCCCCAGCAAUGCAUAUUCCUCGAAGUGGUGUGUAUGUCCCCCACCCCGGGGCACGGUGGCCAGUGCCUGGGGCUCUUUAUGAUAAUGUCAUUCAAGAACUGGCUGUAGAGCCCCCAGCCCUCCUCAAGGUGGACAUGGGUGGCUGGGGGAUGUCCAUCAUGCAUACUCCUGAGCUAGACCCAGCCCAAAGCAAAUGGGACUCAGAGGGAAAGAGGAGCUUGGAAGAGAAUAGGAUGGGGAGGAAGGCUGGCGCAGGGGUCAGAGGCGCAAAAGUGAAAAGAGCACCAGCUCCAGGAGAGCAGGGAGGCCAAUCCAGGACUCCAGUCCCUGAGGCCAAUGGCAAUGAAGUACCUCAACCCAUACUCACCUCAGACUUGGAAAAGUCCAAAGUGCCCACAGGGAAAGGCAGGAGGAUGUUGAAGAAGCCAGAGAGGAUACCAUCCAUUUAUAAGCUAAAGUUGAGACCCAAGAUCCGACCUCGUCGAGACCACCAUCCAGAAAAGCAGCCCUCCCGGAUUCCCACUCCCCUGGCCUACCACCAGAGACGAGCCAGGGUGCCUCCUACCACCCCUAGGUUGAGGGGUCAGGUAGGUAGUGCAGGAGAUGGGGGUUCAGCGGAUGAGGAAGAAAUCUCCCCAUCAGAGAUCAGCAGUGCCCUGUCCACUGAAAGCCUGGGAUCACAACCUGCUGGUCCAUCCUGGCUCCCACAGGACGAUGAGGAGUCUUGGGUCUAAAGUGGAAUCCAAACUUGAUCCAUCCCUCUGCUCAGUAUGUGGAGGUGGAGACAGGGAGGGACGAGGCUAAGAUAUUGACACUUUCAGAUUUCUGACCCUCCCACUCCACCCCACUCUUCACCCCUAGAAGGUGGGAGGUUUUCCUCCCUCCACUCUUUUCCCCAGGGUUUGAGCUAAAGAGGCCAAAGGUGAAAUAUUGCUUCAGUCCAGUUGUGGAGAGGACACAAACCCUCCUCAUUUUCAUACUCUAUUUUGGAAGGUGGCAAGGGAAACUUCCAAACCACUCUAUAACCUUGAAUGGCUCCCACUCCCAUCCUCCAACCAGGAGCCACUUCCUGACCCUCUUAUCUUUAUCUCCAGACCUCUGGAUCAAGCCUGAGUCUCUUCUCCCAAUUAAAUUAUUAAAGCUACAUGUGUCUUUGGA